CAGCAAUACAGAUACCAAUAGUCUUUUCCACUACCAACAGGUGCAAUCCUAACCAUGGCACUGCAGAACGGAAAGUCCAAAAAUACAAGAUCCGUUCGAAACACAAGCGAUGGGGAGACCGACCCAUACCGAGUGAAUGUUUCGCUCCGAUUCAUGGUAUUGAGCAUGGUCUCUUGUUUGCUUCUUGCGUUUGCUGUGGGUCGAAUAGCCCGUAUGUUGCUAAUUGUCGGUCCGCAGCAAGCGAUAGUUGAGCUCCACGCAGCGCUCCGAGAACAUCAAGAACAACAAGAACGCGACGAAGGAAGGAAGGACAUCAUGAAGCUUCCGAAUCCUACUCUAAAAAACAAACCCAUUCCGAUCACAGUAUACACAUCGAUGAACUUCGAUACCGCUAGGUCCACCACCAUUAAUUCCCGAUGGGUUGUUUCGGAACAAGACGAAGAAGAAAACAACAAGGUCUGCAAGGGAACCAUGUCGGGAAAAAAUGACUGCCAGGCGGAACCCGAGAUCGAUCUUAGGGCCGAGCAGCAGCCAGCGAACGGAACGGAGGGCGACGAUGAGUUGCAUCUUCCAGCCGGUCAGCACUUGCUGAUGGAUAUCAGAAAUGUCGCGGCGGAUUUUUUGGCAUCCGAGGAGCGACUUGCGAACGCGAUGCUGGACGUCGUCGGUGACUGUGGCCUAACACUGUUGUCCUACCACUGCCACGGCCUCACUCCCAGUGGAGUGUCGUGUGUUGGAGUACUGUUAGAAAGCCAUGUUUCGUUUCACACAUGGCCAUCCGAAGGCGUCGUGACGCUAGAUUUGUUUACUUGUGGGUCCCAAUCUCUCUUGCCCAUCGUCGAGAGGGUUGAGCGCCUCUUCGGAGUUCCGAGAAAUGCCGAUGGUCCCGAAACCGUGUGGGCCUACAAGGUCAGAGGAUUUGGGGACGAGACAGAGGAAGAACUGACGGAUCUUUUUACGUUCCCGAUUGGCACCAUGACGGAAUAYAAAAAAGAACUGGUAUCGAUCGAGAAAACGAGCCAGAACAACAACCGAAUCGAUGUCUACGACGUUCUGCGCCCGGUGUUUCAAAACUACGAGCAAUACAAGCGCUCCUUACUAGACGACGGUUCGUACGAAUCGAGAUACAAAGAAAUAUUCCAGCCCGACAGGAUUUUGUUCGUCAACGGAGUGCUUCAAUCGAGGCGGUCGGCCGAAGUACCCUACCACGAAGCCCUGGUCCAUCCCGCCAUGAUGGCCCACAAAUCUCCGUCGCGCGUUCUGUUGCUCAACUGUGGAGGAGGGGCCGCACUGCGCGAGGUGCUAAAGCACAAGGGCGUGGAAAAAGUGACCCUGAUCGAGGAAGAGCCAGAGAUCGUGAGGGUUUCGAAGAAGUUCUUUCCGGGAUACCACGAUUGCAGYGGCAUCCAAGGCAUCCCCUCGAAUUGCUGGGACGAUCCCAGGGUUGAAUUGAUCUACGACGAUGUAUACGAUUGGGCAGAAGCCCAGUACGAGGACGACACCGACGAAGAAUUCGACGUGAUCAUCCUGGACGACAUGUAAGCACGAAUCGAACGGAACUCCGAACAUGCGCCGCCGCCCGGUGCGUGGUGGAAUGUGCGGUCGGAAUCCUCGAUCGACCGCGAGAUGCUCACUCACYCGCGCCUUCUUUCUUGUUUUGCAGCUACUACGUCGAAGAGUUUUCGGAGGACGAGGGCGACGGCGACCUUGCCGAGCUUCUCUCGGACCUGCUCGCCCCCGACGGCAUCCUUGCCGCGCAGGUCGGAGACGUUCCGACCCUCGAGACGGCGGCCCUGGGGAAUCCCGACAUGCAGGGACGCUUCGAUUUCAUCGAGGACCUGGAAAGCAACGGGUUUGUCCGGAUCGUGGACUACGAGGAGGUGCGUAUCGUCUAUGGCUUUCGCGGACCGGUGCGACACCGCACGAAACACGCCACCGGGCGUCGCUGUYUCUUUGGGAUCGAAACCACCAUUGGCGCUCUUGCGUUCUGACCCCCGCCACCUGCCUUUUUUUGUUUUGCGACGCGCUCGUGUUCUCUCUCUCUCUCUCUCUCUCUCUCUCUCUCUCUCUCUCUCUCUUGUGGAAAAAAAAACCGAAACAGGGCCACCUCGGGUUUUCGCACCCGUGGCAGUUCGUGAUCGCCUUCAAGACCGGCGAGCCGAACGAGGCCUGGGACUCCACGUACUCCUCCUGGCACAACAUGCACGUCGACCAGCGGACCCUCCCGACUCCGACCGGCGAUUCCUCGCUGCUGCACUUCGACGGGGCGGUGAUGAAGGGCUAUUCGUACCCGAGCAAGGCCAGCGGGGUCGUCUUUUGCCGGGGCUACCCGGAAUCUCGUUUCUGCAAGGAAGGCCGCGGGAUCGAGACCCAGCGCUAGGGCGACGMGAAGGAGAACAUUGGUCGGCACUGCUAGCUAGUACUCUAGUAUUGUAGCUAGCAGUWCUAGUACUACUAGUAGAAACAGUGGAUUCAUGGUGUAUGUGCGUACUGACAAUCUGAGUUCUUUUGGGCACGAUUACUAGUUGAACUUCUUGCAGUUGUACGGCAACUAGUACUAAAAUAAUAAUACUAUCUGGUAAUG
Messenger RNA from Pseudo-nitzschia multistriata, 2584 nucleotides. The record is from the annotation of a GenBank genome assembly. Lineage: Eukaryota; Bacillariophyta; Bacillariophyceae; Bacillariales; Bacillariaceae.